Molecule: messenger RNA, 1865 nt
Organism: Phalaenopsis equestris
Lineage: Eukaryota; Viridiplantae; Streptophyta; Magnoliopsida; Asparagales; Orchidaceae
Product: mitochondrial carrier protein MTM1-like
Exons: 12
Coding region: 280-1599 (439 amino acids)
Biological process (GO): mitochondrial transmembrane transport
Source: RefSeq, a predicted model, not a curated record
UCUCUCUCUCGCGCUAUAUAUUUGCAGUACUCUUUGUCAUGAUCAGCUCCUCCCUUCCGUUUCAAAUUCAUCCACGAAGCCGAUGAAGUCUUGUGGCUCCGAGCAAUCAAGUGGCAACUCGCAAAGUAGCCACCGCCGCGGUCUCCCUAACCCUAUUUUUUUAUUCCCACCGCCUCAUUUUUUCAUUUUCCCCAUUUCCGCCAUUUUCUUCCAUCGAAUAUCUCAGCACCGCUUUCUCGUGGGAACAGAAGAUUCGCUCAGUUUUUGCGUCGAGCAUCCAUGGCCGAUUCUAGCGGUCGAUUGAACCCUAAUGUUCCAUCCGAAUCGACAUCUCCCUCGCUUCCCGAUCUUCUCGGCUCUCUCCCCUCCGAUUCUGUGGCGAGCUUUGGCGAACGGGCCAUCUCCGCCUCCGGAGCUGCCGUCCUUUCUGCUGUAAUCGUUAACCCACUUGAUGUCGCGAAGACAAGACUGCAGGCUCAAGCUGCUGGAAUUCCGUACUACCCAACAAAGAACUGUAUUGGAGGGCAUAAGGCUUCCCGAAACACUAACUUGAUGUUCUCAGAUUUCAGAUUUCCUCCUUCACGUAAUUGUGAUUGUUUAUCAACGGCGGAAUCAGCGUCUUCUCUUGAAUGCUCUCGAUAUAAAGGCACAUUUGAUGUACUAUUCAAAGUGGCCAGACAAGAAGGCUAUUCGAGGUUGUGGAGGGGAACAAAUGCUAGCCUUGCUCUGGCUAUACCGACAGUGGGCAUAUACUUACCAUGUUAUGACAUAUUCCGAAACUUUUUCGAAGAGUUUUCGACUAAAUUCUCUCCGCAUUUGGCUCCAUAUUCGCCCCUGAUCGCUGGCUCAGCUGCACGCUCAUUAGCCUGUAUUGUUUGUUCUCCUAUUGAGCUGGCAAGGACACGCAUGCAGGAUCCGCAAUUCAGGAGGCUGAUUGGGACAGGGUUGACACUGGUAGUUCUGCAGAUCCUAUUGCUCCCCCUAUCUCUACUGUCCCGAAGAACUUUUUGGUUGUUCUGCAGAUCCUCCUUCCUCGUUACCCUCAACGUGAUCGCAUUCAGGGAGCUUCAAACAGGACAAAAGCCUUCAGGAGUUUGGAAAACUUUACUUGGUAUUCUAUCACCGGCAAGUACAAAAUAUCCACAAAACAUUGGCGGGUAUGGUGUCCUAUGGAUGGGCGUUGGGGCUCAACUUGCUCGUGAUGUUCCAUUUUCUGGCAUCUGCUGGUCCAUUCUUGAGCCGAUUAGGAGAAGUUUACUAGAGCUACUUGAGGAUGAAGGCAGUCCAAUUACCAUUCUGGGGGCCAACUUCACAGCUGGUUUUGCUGCAGGGAGCCUUGCAGCGGCAGCUACAUGUCCUCUAGAUGUGGCUAAAACCCGAAGACAGAUACAGAAGGACCUGACAAGAUUACGGAACAGCAAUACGUGGAGAAUUCUAUCGGAUGUUUGGAGGAGCAACGGGCUGAAGGGAUUGUUCACUGGAGUUGGUCCUAGAGUCGGACGAGCCGGUCCGUCCGUCGGAAUUGUUGUUUCCUUUUAUGAGGUGGUUAAGCAUGUUUUGCACAGAAGACACAAAAACUCAUCGGAAUUCAUGGCUUAGGAUGGUUCACACAACUCUUCUGUGUGUUCUCUCUCCUUGAUGAACUGACAUAACAACAGAUUAUAAAAUGGAUAGAUCUUGCUCACAAGAUCAGUUAGGUUGGCAUUGAAAGGUAUGCACGCACAAUUUUAUAUCUCAUUCAAUAAUUUAAACUGAUUUAUUUCAUUUAUUUUUGCAUUAAAUUGUAUUUGUGGUUUAAAUAAUUUUCAUUAUUGCUUAUGCCUAUGAAAUUUGUUUUGUAACCUUACUAAAAGGCUGUUUCAGUA